AUGUCUUUGGGUCGGCUCCUUCGUCGUGCGUCCUCCAAAGCUUCCGACCUCCUGACACUAAACUCUGGAGGAGGAACGCAGUCGGUCCUGGAUGGGGAAAUUAUAUUCUCUAAAAAUAAUGUGUGUGUGCACCCUCCAGAACUGCUGCAGGAUGUGGGAUCCCAUCACCCAGGUAAUCUUAGAUCUCAUUAGAUAUCCAAUUUUAUAAAUGCCAAUUUGUUUUUGUCUCUACUGAAGUGGACAACCAAAGUAGUCUUUAACCUGUCUUUCCAGUGCACCCAUUUAUUUUUGAAGGGUUGGCUACGAAAUAAAAUAGAAUGUUGAGACUUGGCAUAUGAUAAAUUGAUAAUUCUCUUUUUCCUGUAGGUUACAUGUGUGUUUAUAUGGAGAAGGAUGAGUCUUUGGGUUCCACUUUGAUCCUUGCUUGGGUUCCAAACUCCCGUAUCCAACGGCAGGAUGAGGAGGCGCUGCGUUACAUCACACCAGAAAGUUCUCCUGUCCGCAAAGCACCACGCAAGAGAAAUAGACACCUGCCCGGGGCUGUCGCCUCCACACCUAAUAAACCAGCAGUUACCUCUAAAGAAGGUCCAGGGGAGAACAUAGGAACAAGGGAAGCCCACUCCUCUGCAGAGCAGAAUCCCUCCGAGUGCUCUGUGGAGGAAAUUGGGGAGCAGUUGGAGGACGAGAAGUCUUUGGACUUAUCUUCUGAUGAAGUGAGCAAGGACAGUACUUUAGACUCUGAUUCGGAUCCCUUCUCCUCCCCCUUCUGCCUAUCUCCAAUAAGUGAGGCUUUGGGCGAGAGCAGCGGGUCUGUGUUCUUGGAAAAUGAAAGCCGGUGAGUCUUUCUCUCUUUCAUAUAAACCCAAUAUAUACCUCGGCAUUGUUCAUCUUCCUAAUUUGAAUAAUCACUUGUGAAAUAAGGCAGCUAUUGGUCCGUCAGCCUGGCCGUUUCCAAUGCUUUUAAAUGGACUUCUGUUGAGAUGUCAAAAUAUGUCGGCAAAAGAAUUGUGAAAAAUAUAUUCUGUCGAAAUUAUGAUUUACAAAAAAAAAUCAAAGUAAAAUUACAUUGGAAAAAUGCAAGCAACUUGCUAUUAAUUAUCAUAAAGUGGGAUGUAUCAUUCGAUUCUUUAAGAAAUGGAAGUUAAAUGAGCAGAGACACGUGUGUGUAUUUUAAUUUCAUUGUGUUAAGAAAAUGGGGGUAAUGUGCUGCCUGUAUUAAUAAUUAGUACCACAGGAGGGAGCUGUUGUAUACACAAAUUCAUACCAGAACUCCAGUUGCUUUUACAAACUGACUUGACACUGGGACUGUUCUUUUAUUAUAUUUAUUUAUUUAUUUUUAAAGCAGAUCUGUGUAAUUAUUAAAGGUCCUAAAUAAAGUGCUUUUUACUGUAUUUAUCAGUGAAUGCACUGUAACAGUGGGUUGGAAGAAUACAAAUUUUGACCAUAUUCAGAACUUUUUUUUAGGCUGAUGUCAUAGAAAAACAUACAGGAGAUUGCAGAGUUUACCGUGCCCUUAGUAGAUUUGGGUUAGAAUCACCUGGAUAUUUAACAAACCUCCAAAACACCACGUGCCAUCUAUUCCAUUCCGUGAACAGAAAACAAAUGCUGUUUAAUUCAUAUCGCCUGAAUACACCGGAUUGGACGUUGCUCUUAGUCUGUGUACGCCUGCCUGCCUUUAUAUAUAAGACGUUACAGAAUUUCCAAAAAUCAGUGCACAAAUAGUGAUUGAGAAAAUGCUGAGAAUCUUUUUUAAUAAAAUAAAUCAUAGAGUGCAUGGGCUGUAAUUACAAUGUUUACAUGCCAGAACUAAGAGGGAUCUUUGUUUUGUGUCCCAUUUGGCCAGGGAUGACGCAGAUAGUCCCACGACUGGUUAUACGUCUUCUAGUCUAAAUGCCAACUCCCAAUUCAGGGAGAUGAACGGUCAAGGAAGUGCAGCAAGGUGGGAAGAGCAGCAGAAGCUUUUGGCGUUGGAACAGACGUGCGGCGUGUUCCGUGUGGAUCUGGGUCAAAUGCGUUCCCUACGCUUCUUCUUCAGGUACGGACAAACCAUAGUGUGAUGGUCAUGACAAGGCUGAAGCUCUCCAAUCAGGUCGAACAUAUUGUCUGCUACCUCAAAUAAUCUCUCGUAUAUCUUUGUGCUAACCUACUUUAAUACUUACUUUUAUUAUGCAAAAUAUCUCUCCCGACAGAUUCCAAAUAUGAUGCCUUGUUCCCUUAUUAAUGCAUAUGUUUCUUUAUUCUUAAUUUGACCAUAGACUCAUUAGACUUUCUAUAAACAUGUAGAUUUUUAAAUUUUUAUUAUUAUUUAACUAUUUUCAUUUGACUCAUUUUUUUUUAAAUGUAUUUUUCCACGCCUUUUGUAUUGCUGUUGCCUUAUCUGUAACGAUGAUUGGAUAAAACAUUUUGUUUCUUUGGCAGUGACGAUGCCGGCACCAGUGGACAGUUGGUGGUAGCCAGCAGAGAGAGUCAAUAUAAAGUCUUCCAUUUCCACCAUGGUGGCUUGGGGAAGCUCUCGGAGGUGUUCCAGAAGUGGAAGUACUGCCGAGAGACACAACUCAAGGAGCAGGUGAGAGAGAUUCGACAUUUAGAGAGUGUCCUAAUGGAGUGAGUGGGCAGGGGUUUUUGGAUAAGUGAAACAAUUAAGGAUAUUUGGAAAAUUAGAGGGAGAAAGGGAUAGAGGCCGACGGGAGGAUGAGAGCAAGGAGAAGAAGUAGAUGAAGGUUGGUCAAUGAUGGCCGUGCUUGAUUCUACAUUUACUAUUUAUCAUAAAUUCCACAAUGUGUUGCCAGCUUUAAAGGAACACGCCAAUGGAAUUUUUAUUGAAUUAAUGUUUUUAGUAGAUAUACCACUGAUGAAAACAUGCAUGCAUUUUAUAAUCUUUUUUUUUUUUUCUUCAUUGGGUGUAUACCUAAAAGCACAUUGCAAAAGUUGCAGAUCUUUUGUCUGGAGCCUUUGCAAGCCCUUACCGUUAAACACUGCCCAGAAUUUCUGUUGCUGUCCAAUCACUGACUUCCCAGUGAGAAGUCUUUACAAGGCAGGUGCUCUCAUUGCUGUCGCUUGGGUUGAGCUUCACUGAGCUAACCAAACCAGGAAGUAAUAGGACAUGUCUGAUUGACAGCCAGGGGGGUGUAACCACGUUCAUUUAUAAAAUUGACAAUUUCUAUUGAAAUCUAAGUUUUUUGUAAAAUGGCGGGUGAAAGAGGAUGCACUCUUCACAAAUAAAACAACUCUAAGCUAAACUGUUCUGAGUCCUAGUUCACAGUUGAUUAUAUUAUUUCUGUUGUCCGUUCUAUGUGAUAAAGUCUGUAGAAGGAGUUAAAGAGCUUUGGCACAGAUUGAUCUGUAAUGUCUGCUGACAAAUCAAGAAUAUUUUAGACGUUUCUUAUUGUGUCACUUGUUUUGUACGUUUUUUUGUUUGUUUGGUUUUUCUUAUCCACCCUCCACCACUAAUUGUUAUAGAGCUUUGUCCCACAACAUAAAAAGUUGUGUGGCCGUAAAAAGUCCAUUGGAGGAAGGAGGGAAGUGUGGAUACUGUUAAUGAGAAGCUGCAUCUCGUUUAGGAAUUGAAGCGUGCUCACACACUUUGACAUUUGACAGCCUCCUGCGAGUCUCAGCCAGAAUAGCAGCGUUCGGUCCCUGCUCCUCAGGGGGGUGAUGAUGGCAGUGAAUGACUUGCCUGAAGCACACACAGCCUGGUGGCUGCCACGUAAUGCAUCCUGUCUGCUCUCCCUUUAACAUGGCCCAUUAGCCGUACACAGCCACGUAAGAUCUAAUCCUGUGUGUGCCAGCCUGAGGGCAGGGCACGGCUUCUGGGCGAGUGAGGAGUCUGCUGCGCCAACAAAUAAGGAAGGGUUAAUUAACUGUAAUUAACAGGAAUAAUGUCCUUUAUCCCAGGGGAAGGUUGGAUGUGCAGACAAAUUGACUUUAGUGAUUCAGUUCCCACAGGGACAGAUUGACAUGCUGCAUUAUACAUUGAGACUGAGUAUGACCUGUUUUAUGGUUCGAGAAAACAUCAUAUAAUAAUACAAGGAGCAGACCGGGACAGCUGAUUAAUAAACACUCCAAUCUUUAAAUAAACAAUCUCCCUGUAUUAUAUCAUGAACAAUAUAUAGAUAACAUGGAACAUGAUUAGACGUCUGUAAUUAAAUGGCACACUGUGCUCUUAGUAGUGUGUAUGUUGUAUAUCAAUUAAUUGAAUUUGGAAAUAAAUAUAAUUUUUCUAAAUAUAAAAAAAAAAGGCAAAGUGGUAAUUAUACAGACUUACAGCGAAUAAAUUCCAGUUAGAUAUCAAAUUAGCUGAAUUUACACAGAUAGUUCAGCUGGGUUUCUGGAAGAUGUGUCCAAUCUCGUCCAAUCUCGUACUGUCUGGAAGAUGUGUCCAAUCUCGUCCAGAACCAUCCUUUGUACCACAAAGAACCCCUCCCACUCUCACAUGUGCCCCUUAAUCCCAAACUACUCACAUUGUCGUCAGAUCAUGUACGGACCAGUCCAUCCACCAGGACUAUUAUCAACGACAAAUAAAGACUUCUAAAGGAAAUGUGUGUUGCCUCAGUCCAGGGAUGGCUUGGCUUGGCACUGCAGAACUUUGUAAGUCUGGCUGAGCAUUAUUACUGAGUGUUCUUCACAUCUGCAAUGUCAAGGUUGAUCAUCACUGGAUUAAUGGGACACUCUCUUGUUUUUUAUGGGAAAUUGCAAAUGUAAAAUGUAUUUUUCUUACUCUCCCUUUCCGUUCCUCAUUCAGGUGACAGAGGAGAAGACCUGUCUUCAUUUCUCCAUCCAGAGGCCCAAUCUUCCUUCUUCUGAAUCUCACCCAGAGGAGGGUAUCUACCGACGUCUGGAUGUCACCAGCUGGCUGCAGCACUUCAACGAGGCCGGGCAGGUGGAGGAGGAAUACAAACUUCGCAAGGUAAGGCUGGUCAGUCUGUGGUGUAGGACAUACCUCGUGAGGUGAGUGGGUUUUAGGGUCGUUUUCACUUCACCUUAGUUCCCAAGUGGCUGGUAUUGACCUCCUGGGGUAGUGAGGAGUUUCCAAUAAUAAGUGUUAUCAACCAGCACUACAAGCAUGACUCCUUACUCUGUGUGUGCAAAGUGAUGCCAGGCCCAAAGUCCUGUUUAGGAUUAUCUAGAAUGGGGGUGGGCAAUCUUCGGAUGUUAUGGAAGAUAUCUCCCCUGAUGCUUUGCCAGCAUUAUGACUUUAAGAGCAUCAUGGGAGAUGUAGUCUUUAACAUCUGAAAUGCCAAAGGUUACCUACCACUGUUCUAGAUGGUCCAGCAAACUGCAUUUGUGAAAACACACCCUAAGUGUCUGGACUGAUUCACACCGUAUUUUCUUUAACUGCCGGUGCAGACACGGGAAGAGCUGCUGUUUUAAGUUUUCUGGUUUCUAAUGAUAUAAUAUCAUCACAUGACAUGCUUUUCUCCAAACCACAAUCAAGGCGGUUUGAUGCUCUCGGAGUAUUGCUCGUAGUACCGAUACCCUGAGAUACUUAGCCUCUAUUAACCCUAAAUUAACUGCUACCCUGGUAUACUCCCACAUUGCCAUGCUGGCAGACAAUAUAACACAUUCACAAACACAAAUAUCCAAUAAAGCCGUGUGAUACUCGCAUACACUAACAUAUAAUCGGAUCAUCACUAGUACACUCACAUUCGAAGAUACACAAUGUAGCAAUCUGCCACAGACACACUUGCUACACUGACAUUCAUAUGCACUCUUUUCAUUAUUUCUAAGAUAUUUUCAGUCUUUGUUACUCAGACUUACUAAUGUAUGUGUAGACAGGGCUACUGCUCAAAUUAUACCUUCACAUACCGCCAGCGACACGGAUUACCACAAAUAUGCACACAGUCACUGUGGUACACCACACAUGCGCACACCCCUAUACUUUAUAGGCUUGUUGGGAGAGAUAUUUGCUGGCCAGCACUUGUACACUCAGACUUCUGGUUACACGCACUGGAGUCAUGCUAUGUUAAAAGACCCGCAUGACUCGCGUUUACACCAUAUAAAUAAACAGAAUUUCAAACCAGGAAAAGAUUAAUUUGAAUGCUCACUGUUGCACACACAGAUACUUAAUCCUAUGGAAAAUGAAUUGAUUGCUAGCUCUUCAGAUUAGAUUUAUGAAAUGCUUUGAUGCCUAUAAAGCUUCAGACCCUUAUUUGGGAAGCCAAGGUACUCACAGGACGCAAGGAAACCAUGUUUGUGAAUGAAAUGUGAAAUAGUGGCUCAUCCAGUGCAUCAUGGGAAAUGUAGUCAUCAGGCAUCUGAAAUUGUAAGCCGCUAGUCUGCGUUGCAUCUCCUGCUAUAUGGUCCCUGAGUGAUGUCAUACAACGUGCAGCCAAUAGGAAUCCCCAGAUCACAGACCUAUUCACAGAUAGCCAGAAUUAGCAGAAUAGGGGAACCUGUUCUAAUUUGGUGAUGUCCAACCGCAAUCUGGCACAAUGGAUAGCUAUCCCAGAGGCAGGAUUGAUAAUCAGAUUUGAAAAGAACUACAAUUCUUGCUGUUUUGUUUCUUUUUUUGACUAUUCGUAUCCAUCUAUUACAGGGGUGUCAAAACAGAAGACCCCCUCCUUCUAACUCUCGUAGAAAUAGAACUACUAUGACUCUUGGCCCAUCUUAAUGCUGUCUGAAUGGCAUUGGAUUGAUAGCUGGGUGUCUACUGUAUGGUGGUCCCUGACCUAGUAGGAUUCUUGUCAAUGGGCCUGUUUGUCUAUUCCUUGUAACACUGAUCUGUUUUGUCUCUGUUCAUUUCACAGGCCAUAUUCUUUGGAGGCAUCGAUCCAUCACUGCGAGGUGAGGUGUGGCCCUUCCUCUUGGGGUACUACAAUUGGGAGACCACGUCAGAGGAGAGGGAAUCACUGCGAGUACACCGGAGGGAGGAAUACGCUCAAAUCCAGAAAAAGAGGUAAUAGGAUCUUAGUGUUCCCAAGAUACGUGUCCUCUAUAGAUGGACUAGAAUAAGGGUGGCCAAUCUGUGCUUCCCUUGGAAUUCACUUUGAAUUUCCGACAAGUCUCACUUUAGUUAAUACAUUUUUUUUUGUUGCUGUUAAGGAACAUUGUUUUUCUGCUUGCUUAGGAGUCCAUGUCAGAUAUUUCUCACAACUGGGCCUAGUGUAACUCAGCACUGAUCUAGCAUUGGUGAACAACCUUCAAAUCAUACUCUACAGAUUUGUGUCAUCACACAUAGCAUAAUUUCUUCCCAUUCUCCCCUACCCCCUCUGUACUUAGCACCUUAACAGAACCUUUCUGUCCUUUUCGUUCUGUAAUGGCGUCAUUUUCACAAUCCGGUUAUUCUCUAUAGGAUCUCACUAUGCAUUUUUCUUCACCUCUACAGAGUUUCCAUGAGCCCGGAUUCCCAGAAGAAUUUCUGGAGGAAUGUGCAGUUCACUGUGGAUAAAGAUGUGGUGAGAACAGACCGUAGCAACCAGUUCUUCAGAGGGGAGGACAAUCCCAAUGUAGAAGCCAUGAGGUGA
This is a messenger RNA of Pelobates cultripes (western spadefoot toad), 7463 nucleotides long. The record is from the annotation of a GenBank genome assembly. NCBI's taxonomy places the organism in Eukaryota, Metazoa, Chordata, Amphibia, Anura, Pelobatidae.